AUGCUUAGGCAGGAUCUCCAAGCCACAAAAUCUGCAUCAGGUGCUGCAUGUUCGCCACCAGAGCACCUCGUAUCCCCAGUACUGCUCAGCCGAGCACGAUCAAUAUCAGACGAGCAUGUAACGUUGACGAAGAAGCUUGCCACCGACUACGAUGCAUCGGCUGCGAAAAGGCUUGGAGAGUUGCAGUCCACGUCUACCGCUGUAAAGGAGUAUGACCAGGCGCAUUCAGCACUUGCAGAACUACAGUCCUUAUUACAGUCUUCGGACAAGGAGCUCAGAGAGUUGGCCGAGGAAGAUGUGCAGCAUACUGAAGAUCGAAUCGAGCAAGCAUCCUCAGCACUGAAGUCGAGUCUCGUUCCGGUGCACCCGUUCGCACACCUGCCAUGUCUCGUGGAGAUCCGACCCGGGGCUGGCGGCGAUGAGGCUGCGAUCUUCGCAGGCGACCUUGUGCGCAUGUACGAGGCAUAUUGUGCUCGCACUGGCCUGCGCACAGCACUGCUGAAAUACGAGACUGCAGAAGGAACAGUAUCUGGUGGAGCUGGAACCACUCAUGUGCAGGAAGCUGUGCUUGAGAUUGACUCUCCUGGCGCCUACGGCAUACUACGAUGCGAAGCUGGUGUUCAUCGAGUACAACGCGUGCCAGCUACGGAAAGCAAAGGCCGGACUCACACCUCCGCCGCCAGCGUCUUGGUGCUGCCCUCAAUCGACGCAGAGACCAGUGGCGAUAUGGGUGAGAACAGCUUCAACGAUCCGAGGAGUGACUACUACAUCGAUCCGAAGGAGGUCAGGCUGGAUGUCAUGCGCGCGAGUGGUGCAGGAGGGCAGCAUGUCAAUCGUACCGAAUCCGCCGUUCGACUGACGCACCUUCCCACCAACACUGUGGUAUCUAUGCAGGAAACGCGAUCGCAGAUCCAGAAUCGCGAGAAAGCUUGGCAAUUACUGCGAUCACGUAUCGCGCAGCAAAGGCGAGAAGUGCGCGAGGAAGAACUCGCCGUGCUGCGGCGUGGCGCUGGAGCAGGUAAAGUUGGGCGUGAGAACAAGGUACGCACGUACAACUGGGGUCAACAGCGAGUGAGCGAUCAUCGUAGCGGGCUAGAUGUACGCAAUCUGGAUGAUGUUAUGGAAGGUGGUGAAGCGCUUGAGCGAGUCAUGCAAAGUGUACGCGCUUGGAUGGCGGAGCAAGAAGUCCUUGGGCUGGUCGCUGAGGAGGAGAGUAUACAGGCACAGAAGAAGUGA
Messenger RNA from Recurvomyces mirabilis, 1236 nucleotides. RefSeq names its product Peptide chain release factor 1, mitochondrial (gene MRF1). The coding region runs from base 1 to 1236 and encodes 411 amino acids. The transcript is spliced from 2 exons. Gene Ontology annotation, biological process: translational termination. The record is from RefSeq and is a predicted model, not a curated record. Gene Ontology annotation, molecular function: translation release factor activity. NCBI's taxonomy places the organism in Eukaryota, Fungi, Ascomycota, Dothideomycetes, Mycosphaerellales, Teratosphaeriaceae.